Molecule: messenger RNA, 4141 nt
Organism: Phyllostomus hastatus (greater spear-nosed bat)
Lineage: Eukaryota; Metazoa; Chordata; Mammalia; Chiroptera; Phyllostomidae
Gene: KIFC3
Product: kinesin family member C3
Exons: 21
Coding region: 1089-4127 (1012 amino acids)
Biological process (GO): microtubule-based movement
Molecular function (GO): microtubule binding; microtubule motor activity; ATP binding
Source: RefSeq, a predicted model, not a curated record
CGGCAGCGACCAGGAGAAGCUUUGCAAACGUUGAGCCUCUAGGCCCCUGGGAAGGGGAUGGGGAUGAGGAUCAUGUCUGGGACAAUGUAGUGAGGCUUCUCGAGUCAGAGAGACUGGGUACCACUCCCAGCUGUGUGACUUCAGGCAAGUUGCUUAACCUCUCUGAGCCUCAGUUUUGUCUUCUGUAAGGUGGAGAUCUGUCAGUGUGGUUGGGAGGAUUACACGGGCUAUACCAGGUUGAAUCGUGCCUCUUACAAAUUUGCAUCCAUGUGGAACCUGCGAAUAUGGUCUUAUUCGGAAAGGGGAUUUCAGAUGGAAUCAAGGUAAGAUAAAGUCGUACUAGGUUAGAACGAGCCCCAAUCCAACAUGACCGACGUCCUUACAAGGAGAGGGGAACUGGGACAGAGACACAGACCCGUGGAGAAGAGAACACCAUGCGGGAACGGGGACAGAGGUCGGAGUGACCCAUCUGCAAGCCGAGGAACACCAAGGGCAGCCAGCAGCCACCAGACGCCAGACGGGCCAAGAAGGAUUCUCCCCUACAGCCGUCAGAGGGAGCCUGCCCGCCCCCGCCGACACCUCAAAUUCAGGCUCCAGACUCCAGAACUGCGAGGGAAUGAGUUCACGUAGUUUGAGCUGCCUGGUUUGUGGUGACUCGUCGCAGCGGCCACAGGGCCCUAGCACACCCUGAAGAAGGGCUUUGUGCUGUGCUCGGUGCGCAGCAAACACUGUGUCACUGUGGUCAUUCCUCUGCGGUCACGUGCCACUCAACGACGGGGGAUGCGGUCUGAGAAAUCUGUCGUCGGGCGAUUCUGCCGCUGCGCGGACAUUGCAGGGUGCGCCUGGCCCGCUGCGCGCCUGGGCUGUGCGGUAGAGCCCGUGCAGCACGUGACUGUACUGAAUACCGUUGGCCACUGUGACAAAACAGUCAGUAUCUGUGCGUCUAAACACAGCGUGGGCACAGCAGAAACACGGCGUGAAAGGCAGGAAAGGUGCCCCCGCAUGGGGCACGUGCCGGGAACGGAGCCCGCGGGCGGAACUUGCUCUGGGCUGCCGGGGGCCCGGAGGAGGCUGCUGAGCCCCGGGCCAUGGUCCAGUCUCGCCGGACCUGGAACCUGGGAGCCACGCCCUCGCUGCGCGGCCUGUGGAGAGUGGGCCGGGCCCCGGAGCCCGAGCCGGAGCCCGGGAUGGCUCGCCCCGCCCCAGCCAGCCCGGCCGCCCGCCCUUUCCCACACACCGGCCCAGGGAGGUUGAGAACUGGGCGUGGAAGAGACACCCCGGCCGGCGGUGAUGAAGAAUCUGGUGCUCGAAGUGCGGCUCGUCCGGCCCUAGCUCAGUGCCGAGCCCUCAGCGUGGACUGUGCGGGCCCCGGGAGCCCCCGCCGGCUCUACCUGAGCGUGCAGCAGGCCCCACAAGACAAGGGGUGCAAGAGCAAGAGUCAGGGGACGAAAGACGAGAAGCCCCCGAAGAGGCCGGCGCUGGCCCCCAGGCGGGCCCGGGAGGCCCAGGAAGCCGGUGGCACCAUGAAUGUAGAGAAACCAGGUGGGCUGCUGUUUGGCAGCGGGAGGUGCUCGAGCCUGUCGGGGUCCCCAGGUGCGGUCCCCAUGGUGCAUAAGAUGGUGGAGGCCAUGUCCCAGCUGCAGGAGGAGAAAGCCCGGCUGCAGGAGCUGGCGGCCCUACGGGAGAGGCUGGCCCUCCAGGACAGUGACCCGCAAACCACACCCACCCAGCUGCAGAACCAGGUGGAGAACCUGAAGGAGAAGCUGAUUGGCCAGGCACAGGAAGUGAGCCGCCUCCGGUCAGAGCUGGGAGGCACAGACUUGGAGAAGCACCGGGACCUGCUGAUGGUGGAGAAUGAGCGACUGAGGCAGGAGAUGCGGCGUUGCGAGGCUGAGCUUCAGGAGCUGCGUGCCAAGCCGGGGGCCCCCUGCGUGGGCUGCGAGCACAGCCAGGAGAGCGCCCAGCUCCGGGACAGGCUGUCGCAGCUGCAGCUGGAGGUGGCGGAGAACAAAAGCGUGCUGUCGGAGCUGAACCUGGAGGUGCAGCAGAAGACCAACCGGCUGGCCGAGGUGGAGCUGCGGCUCAAGGACUGCCUGGCCGAGAAGGCACAGGAGGAGGAGCGGCUCAGCCGGCGCCUGCGGGACAGCCACGAGACCAUCGCCAGCCUGCGGGCCCAGUCGCCGCCCGUCAAGUAUGUCAUCAGGACGGUGGAGGUGGAGUCGUCCAAGACCAAGCAGGCCCUCAGCGAGUCCCAGACCCGGAACCAGCACCUGCAGGAGCAGGUGGCCAUGCAGAGGCAGGUGCUGAAGGAGAUGGAGCAGCAGCUGCAGAGCUCGCACCAGCUGACCGCACAGCUCCGGGCGCAGAUCGCCAUGUACGAGUCGGAGCUGGAACGGGCGCACGGGCAGAUGCUGGAGGAGAUGCAGUGCCUGGAGGAGGACAAGAACCGGGCCAUCGAGGAGGCCUUCGCCAGGGCCCAGGUGGAGAUGAAGGCCGUGCACGAGAACCUGGCAGGCGUCCGGACCAACCUGCUGACGCUGCAGCCGGCGCUUCGGACCCUCACCAACGACUACAACGGGCUCAAGCGGCAGGUGCGGGGCUUCCCCCUGCUGCUGCAGGAGGCGCUCAAGAGCGUCAAGGCUGAGAUCGGCCAGGCCAUCGAGGAGGUCAACAGCAACAACCAGGAGCUGCUGCGAAAGUACCGCCGGGAGCUGCAGCUGCGCAAGAAAUGCCACAAUGAGCUCGUGCGGCUGAAAGGGAACAUCCGGGUGAUUGCUCGGGUCCGGCCGAUCACCAAAGAGGAUGGGGAAGGACCCGAGGCGACCAAUGCAGUGACCUUCGAUCCUGACGAUGACUCCAUCAUCCACCUGCUGCACAAAGGAAAGCCUGUGUCCUUUGAGCUGGACAAGGUCUUCUCCCCGAGGGCCUCGCAGCAGGACGUGUUCCAGGAGGUGCAGGCCCUGAUCACCUCCUGCAUCGACGGCUACAACGUCUGCAUCUUCGCCUACGGCCAGACGGGCGCUGGCAAGACCUACACGAUGGAGGGGACCCCUGAGAACCCAGGCAUCAACCAGCGGGCCCUGCAGCUGCUCUUCGCCGAGGUGCAGGAGAAGGCGUCCGACUGGGAAUACACCAUCACCGUCAGCGCGGCCGAGAUCUACAACGAGGCCCUCAGGGACCUGCUGGGGCAGGAGCCCCAGGAGAAACUGGAGAUCCGGCUGUGCCCAGAUGGCAGCGGGCAGCUGUACGUGCCGGGCCUGACUGAGUUCCAGGUGCAGAGCGUGGAGGACAUCAACAAGGUGUUUGAGUUCGGCCACACCAACCGCACGACGGAGUUCACCAACCUGAACGAGCACAGCUCCCGCUCGCACGCCCUGCUCAUCGUGACUGUGCGCGGCGUGGACUGCAGCACCGGCCUCCGCACCACGGGGAAGCUGAACCUGGUGGACCUGGCCGGCUCGGAGCGCGUGGGCAAGUCCGGGGCGGAGGGCAGCCGCCUGCGGGAGGCGCAGCACAUCAACAAGUCCCUGUCGGCGCUGGGGGACGUCAUCGCGGCUCUGCGCUCCCGCCAGGGCCACGUGCCCUUCCGCAACUCCAAGCUCACCUACCUGCUGCAGGACUCGCUCAGUGGGGACAGCAAGACCCUCAUGGUGGUGCAGGUGUCCCCCGUGGAGAAGAACACCAGCGAGACGCUCUACUCCCUCAAGUUUGCCGAGAGGGUCCGCUCUGUGGAGCUGGGCCCUGGGUCGCGCAGGGCAGAGCUGGGGUCCUGGUCCAGCCAGGAGCAUCUGGAGUGGGAGCCAGCCUGCCAGACGCCACAGCCCUCAGCCCGGGCUCAUUCGGCGCCUGGCUCUGGGACCACUAGCCGCCCAGGCUCCAUCCGGAGGAGGCUGCAGCCCUCAGCAGGCCUGGCGUCCCUAGACCUGGGCCUUGGCUCCGGGGGUGGAAAGGACAGGGUCCACUCCAUGUCCCUGGUGAGCAGUGAGCCUGGUCAGAGGCCUGGAAACCAGGCCUCCAGCCCCCACCUUGGCCCCAGUUGCAGAAAGGCCCAGCAAGUGCUUGGAGCACAAAGACACAGGGGCAGCAGAGUCCUGAGGGGUCCUGGCCCAAGGCAGGCCCCCCAGUGAGAUGCCUGUUGCUU